Vitrella brassicaformis is the source of this 1648-nucleotide messenger RNA. NCBI's taxonomy places the organism in Eukaryota, Vitrellaceae. The record is from the annotation of a GenBank genome assembly.
UUAGCGGUGGCUCUUCUUUCUGAUGUCGACAACGGACUUGAGCGCACUGGCGCUGUUCUCAAACGAAAGACUCUGACACAUACAAAUGAAACACAACAUACACAGCCUCACGCACGUGCCUCUUGUUGUACCUGUUGGCGGCCAGUGGAUUCUUCCGUUGCGGUGACGCACCCGAUACCGUCGGCGUCGAUAUCGAAUGUCACCUCGAUGCCUGCGCCUUCGGGGGCGGGGGUGAGGCCGGUGAACGUGAACUGUCCCAGCAGAUGGUUGUCUUUGGCCAUAGGAUUCUCGCCCUCGUACACCUUGAAGCUCAUCUGCAACAUGCACACAUACGGAGAUGGUAUGGGUGUCACACCGUCGCGAGCAUCUCACCUCUGUCUGAUUGUCGUAAGUAGUCCAGAAGAAGUCUGAUUUCUUGAUGGGAAUGUUGCUGUUGCGGUCGAUGAUGCGCAGGAACGCGUCUUUGACCUUGCCUUUCUUCCCCCAAAUGCCGAGGGACAGAGGGGUCACAACGGGGAGGCCCUGCAGACAGACACACAACAACACACUCUAUGGCCAACGUCCACACGGGUACACCUAUGUCUCUACGACUGGCUAAGACUCACUCACACACUCACAAGCCCUAUGGAUUGGCGCACCUGCUGUCUGACACCAUCAGGCGGCUUGACCGCACUGGCACUGUUCUUAAUCAUGAGGGUCUGACACACACACACACACACACACACACAGAGCCUCACACACGUGCGCCCUUUGAUACCUGCGGCACACAGCCCUCCCUGCCUCCCGUGUGGCCACUUUCCGACCUGUUUGCGUCCAUUGGAUUUGUCUGUCGUGGAGACGCGGAGGAUACCGUCGACGUCGAUAUCGAAUGUCAGGUCGAUCUUGCCUUCGCCUUUGGGGGCGGGGGCGAUGCCAGUAAAGGUGAAGCUGCCGAGCAGAUGAUUGUCUUUGGCCAUAGGGUUCUCGCCCUCGUACACCUUGAAGCUCACCUGCGACAUGCACACACACUCAUUAAGGUGGGUGUCUAUUUGCGCGCGUGCGCAUGAUUCGGUCACGUCUGUCUGGUUGUUGUCAGCUGUAAUCCGCUCGAUUGACUUUCUGAUGGGGAUGAUGGUGUCCCUGUCAACGAUGCGGCAGAAGCUGCCGUCCGGACUGGCAAUGCCGAGAGAGAGGCGUCACGUUGACAAGACCCUGCAAAGGGACACAGAACAACACACGUGCAAGAGUGUGUGUCCACGGUCUUAUCGCUCCAGCUGGUCACCGUCGCUUUGAGGGUCUCGAUGGUCGCGUCCCUCUCUGCCAGCUGCGCCUCGAGAGCCUCAGCUCUGGCACGCAAGUCCGGCGUGUCGCCGCCCGUUCCGCCCAUGGCUGCACCGGGCACACGACAGGGUGCAUUCUUCCUCUCAGGGCCUGUGUGCGUACCUUCGUUGAAGGACUUGUGUGUGAUGCUUCAGCUGGUCAGAGGGAUGGCAGAUGGCGGCAGAUCUGUCGGGAGAAACAAAAGAGGAAUACACGACGGAUGGGCAGUGGGGGAGGAAUGCAUUUCGGUGUACCUUUAUUGAGAGAUCCACUGUCAGUGAGGCUCAAAGUGAUGCUGCUGACGCUUUGCUUGCCUUCAGAAGCCCAACAGAAUCACUCUCCCUUUCGG